Exophiala oligosperma is the source of this 1218-nucleotide messenger RNA. RefSeq lists its product as uncharacterized. Gene Ontology annotation, molecular function: dipeptidase activity. The record is from RefSeq and is a predicted model, not a curated record. The transcript is spliced from 6 exons. NCBI's taxonomy places the organism in Eukaryota, Fungi, Ascomycota, Eurotiomycetes, Chaetothyriales, Herpotrichiellaceae. The coding region runs from base 1 to 1218 and encodes 405 amino acids.
AUGGGACUACAAGAGUACCAAAAGAUUGCCGACGAAACUAUCACGAUCGCGUCUCCCGAGCUGAGGGAUAUAAAUUGGGAUAUACAUUCGCACCCCGAGGUUUUAUUUCAAGAGCGUCAUGCCCACAAGGUGCUGAGUGAUUUCCUCGAGCAGCGAGGCUUUGAAGUUCACCGCGGUGCCUUUGGGCUCGAGACGGCCUUCAAAGCCACGUAUGGUCCCGAAGGGGCUCGCGCCGUGGCGAUUAAUCUCGAGUACGAUGCACUGGAGCACAUUGGACACGCCUGCGGCCACAAUCUGAUCGCCACGGCGGGGCUGGCGGCUGCCAUUGGGACGGCCGAGGCCAUCAAGCAGGGCUCGAUCAACGGCCGCAUCGUCGCCAUCGGCACACCGGCAGAAGAGGGAGGUGGGGGGAAAAUCAAAAUGAUUCGCCAAGGAGCCUACGAAGACGUGUUUUGCUGUUUGAUGGUCCAUCCCAUGAACAAGGACAACGCAUACGUGUCUUCGAUGUGCGGGUCCGAAUUGACCAUCGAAUAUAUCGGCAAGCCCGCGCACGCGAUGGUGGCUCCGUGGGACGGCAUCAACGCACUCGACGCCGUGACCCUGCUACAGACCAGCAUCGGCCUGCUUCGACAGCAGAUCAUGCCCUCGGACCGCAUCAGGGGCGUCGUGCUCCAGGCCGGCCAGCGCUCGGGCGUGAUCCCGGCCUACGCCAAAGCACGCUACUGUGUCCGGUCUGCCAGUCUGGAGAGGUAUCGUGUCCUGAAGCGGAAGUUUAUCAAUUGCAUGGAGGCCGCGGCGCUGGCGACCGGCUGCGAGCUGAAGACGGACUGGCUCCCUGCGUACUGGGACAUCCGGACCAACGAAGCACUCGCAGGCAAGUUCGUCGAGCACAUGGAACGUCAGGGCGUGGCGUUCCGCCCCGCCUACGAGCAGAAGAUGGACCGCGAGUGCUUCAGUACCGACAUGGGCAACGUGACCUACGUCGUUCCCAGCAUCCACCCCACGUUCGAGAUCGUCAGCCCCGGAGGCUCCAUACACACGGCAGACUACGCCGCCGCGGUGCGAACGCAGGACGCGCACGAUCGGACGCUCAGGUGUGGCAGGGCCAUGGCUUCGACGGCGCUGCAGGUGCUGGCGGACGACGACUUUGCCGCCGCGGUGAGACGGGAGUUUGACGCCCAGGACUGGUCCAUUGCCGCCGAUCCGGCCGUGGCGUAA